This is a messenger RNA of Octopus bimaculoides (California two-spot octopus), 16365 nucleotides long. RefSeq names its product sterile alpha motif domain-containing protein 3. The record is from RefSeq and is a predicted model, not a curated record. NCBI's taxonomy places the organism in Eukaryota, Metazoa, Mollusca, Cephalopoda, Octopoda, Octopodidae.
UCUCUCUCUUAGCCGUAUGGAAUUUAUUUCUAUCGACAAAACGACGCAGUGAUUAAAACUAACUCUACACACAGGCUUACACUGUCUAUCAAUAUUUCACAUUCGCAGUCUUUCUUUCUCUCUCUCUUUCACACACACACACACACAUUGAUAUUCAGACUUUCUCUCCCUCUCGCACAUGCUCUGUAUUUCUCUUUCUCUCUCUCGAACACACAUACUAUCUCUUUCUCACUCCCAUACUUUGCCACUUACUGAUUUCUCUCUCUCUCUCUCUCUCUUUCACACACAUAACACGAACUCACCACACUAUACAGACUUUUACACACAACAUAGAAACCAAAGGGAAGCAUAAUGCGGUCUGCGACGGAGUAAAAGCAACAAGAAGCAAUGAGUUCUCCCUGUGUGUGUACUUAAAAUGGCUGACUUGACGGAGAAAUGUUAAUUUUGAGAAACAGAUUUGACAGAAGCCAAGAAGCGUUUCAGAAAUAGCUAUACUCUUCCCUAACUGUGUUCCUUAUUGCUGACAAGAGUUGCUGGAUUAUUCUAAACUCUGGAAACAAGCUGACCCCUUUGUUCCUUACAAUUGUAACUGUAGGAAGAUGUCAUGUACACUGAUGACAUCUUUAUCAUCACAUCCUCCAGAGAUGAGGCCAUUAACAUACACUGGACCUUCAAUAACACCAACAUAAACAUCAAAUUCGAGAUUGAACAUCCAGACAAAUUCAAAACCCUCUCUCUACUCUACUUUCAACUCAAGAUCAUAGAGGAAGGCUCCAUAUUUACCAAAUUCUAUAGGAAAGCUGCUGAUAGAAAACUUUUCAUCCACUACCAAUCAGCCUUACUCACCAGAGCCAAAACCGCAUUCGGGAGAAACAAGAUUGCACGUAUAAAUAACAAUUGCAGCAACAUGACCAACAAAGCCAUCAACACCAAACAGUUCCUCAGAGACCUAACCCUGAAUAGCCACCCACCAUCUUUAGCUAAACAACAUCAAGGUCAAUAAACCCCAGAAGAACCAUCAUACUCCCAAGUCUGGCAUGCGCUUUCUAAUGCUACCACACCUUGAUGACAGAACUACUGCAGUGAUACAACAUGCAGUCCACAGGGAAGGACUCAACAUACAGAUAGUGCAUACCGGCCCUUCCCUGAGAGAAGCUCUGUCCAAGAACAAUACCUCUCACUACUCUGAGGAGUGCACAUUAUUGAACUGCCCCAUCAGUGACCCUAAAUUGUGCCACAGGCCCUAUGUUGUAUGUGAAAUCAUCUGUGGCAAAUGCACGACAAGAAAACUGCAUGUACACAUUAAGGAACAGAUGCAGGCAGACACUUCCGUGAAGAAACAUCUACGGAAAUGCUACACCCGGGACUUCACAGUACAAAUCAAGGAAACACAGCGGAACAGGGGCAACAUUAGAAUCUCUGAGGCAAUCCUCAUACAUCGCACGAAACCUAAGACCAACAAUAGAAAAGAGUUACAGGACGAAAUAUUUUCAUUAAUUAAUGACAAGGGAGGUAAUACAUAAGUGGAAAAAGACCAUUGAAGAUAAACCAUGAAAAUCCACUCCGCACAUGCAUAUCAGCAGCAAUCAUCAAUUUCUUGAAAAAGGGUCAUAACCCCGAAAUAUUGAAUACAAGCCAAAUAUCAAAACGAGAGUUUGGAGUUGCCAAUUUUAAGUCCUUCGAUGAUGUCACAGCGAGGCAAACGGAAGUCGAGUAGUAUUGACAACAUAACUCCAUCAACAAGUGUCUCACAAGAUCUCGACUCUGCCGACCAAAACAAUGACUACCCAAAUGAAAAGAAAAUGAAGCCGUCCUCGUCGUCAAGGGAUGACAUGGAAAGCAAAUCUCCUAGUGACAUUCGCCUAUAUAUGGAGAAUACAUUUGAUGUCCGUCGAUCCUUCAUUACUAUUGAAGCACCAACUAUUGCCAUGAUUAAGGAAACCUACCCAUGUUUGUUCAUUGACAAGGAGUUGCUCGUUGAGUUUCAGCGUGUUACAGAUUUGGAUAUUGACCAUACCAUCCAAGAAUAUUGUGUCAAAUAUGCCAGUGGCAUUAUUGAUCUCUCGCGUAACUACCCGGGAUCCAGUGGCAUUUUACAACAAGCCAGUGAAGUCAAAGAAGAGAACGUUGCUCUAAGACAGUAUUGGGACAUGGUCACUGCACUCUGCCUUUUACCAAUGCUUAUGCGAGAAAAUCUUACAGAAAUGGUCUACGAGAUAGGGAGCAUGGAAGAGCCUGACCCUAAAGGUCGAAUUGUACCUAUGCUCCUCUCAAAAGGUCCAAUUUUCAAAAGCGACGAGUUUUUCCUUGUUGCUGAAGAACAGAUUGUCCAAGAAUUUGAAGAGUUCACCAUUGCAUUUGCAGCCCUUUUCUCUGCAUAUUGGGUGUUUAAUAUGCAAUACCCCAGGACUCUAACCAACACUUACAACUUCAUCCAAAAAGGUAUCCUGCACAUUCGCGAUUCUUAUCCUAUUCCUCCAGUCAGCAAACAGUUGGUGCAACGGCUGCAGAAGUGGGGUCGAGUUACUGAUGGCAAAGCGAAAAGACGAUAAAAAUGCUGAGUGGGGGGAAACAAUACUAAAGUGUGGGGAUGGUGGGGGGUGCAGUAUGAAUGAAGAACCAUAUUAUUCUAAAUGUAAAAAAGAAAAAAAGAGAAAAAAAUUAAUAACAUAUCUGAAGAGUUGCAAUAAGACUAAGAAGACAAUAACCACAAUUCUUCUCUCUCCCUCUCUUUUUCUCUGUCUAUCUCUAUCUCUCUCUUACUCUCAGUCUCUCUCUCUCUCUUACUCUCAGUCUCUCUCUCUCUCUAUCUCUGCCUCAUGAACUCUCUUUUUCUCUGGCUCUCUUUCUCACUCUACAUAUAUUUUUCAUAUAUACUUUCUCUGUCUUAGAUAAUGAACAUCUUCAGAAAAGAACCUACAGUUUGAGGAACUAAGAGAAAGAGUUGCUAUACUCCAAACUGAUUUUAAAACAACAAUUCAAAGGAAUUUAACCAAAUCUAACUUUUCCCUCUGAAUUUAUUUUUAUUUCUCUUUGUUUCUCUUUCUAUCUCUCUCUCUCUCUCUCACUCUCUCUCUCCCUCUCAUCUCUCAAAAGAAAAGCAAAUUAUCCUGGUUCUUUUUUUUCUUUGUUUUUCUUCUUGUUCUUGUCAUGAUAACGUGAUACUUUUGGUAUUAUAGACUUGGUAAUAAUAUCGCACACAACCCUGGUAAUAAUCUCAUGGCCUUGUUAUUAUUUUCACAGCCCUGGUGAAUACUAUAGAGCCUUUGUAUAUAAUGUCACUAACUGCCUAGUUAAAUAUCACACAGCCUAAAGUGGUAUCAUGGCGUUGUUGGUUAAUGUUGUCUGUUGAUAAUAUCGAGAUAUCGGUAAUAUCAGAGUAUUGAUAAUGCCUUAUAGUCUCGAUAAUAUCAUUGUCAUAGUGAUAUUGUGGUCAUCUUAAUAUUGCACAGCCUAGAGGGCAGUGAGUUGGCGAAAAUAGUAGAGCAUUUCGACUAUAUGUUGUAGAUAAUUUAGUUGCACCCAUCUGAAUUCAAAUCCUUGCAGGGUCAACUUUGCUUUUUGGUUAAAAAUAGAUACCAGUAAUACACUGAUUAAUUGAAUCGAUUACACUGUUCAAUUCUCUUUCAGAAAUAUCACAUGGUCCAUGUGACAUCAUAUGGGCUAUCUACUAUUGUUGACUGUUGGUAAUGUGUUAGCUUUAAGAAAAUCAUUGUCAUUGUUAUAUUAAUUAAUAUCAUAAAACCUAGAUGGUAUCAUGGCCUUAGUAAGAUUGUUGUUAAGUAUUAUCAUGGGUCGUGGUUAAUUUUACACAGCCCAUGUAAUACCCAAGUUUUCAUGUUUAUCCCAUGGUUAAUAUCAUUUCUUGUUGAUGUCACACAGCCCAUGUGAUACAAUAAUUUUAAUGACAAUGUCACCAUAGAAAUAUCAUUGUUCUCUUAAUAUCACACAGCCCAUGUGAUACUAUAGCUUUAAUGACCUUGUUGCGAAGGUAAUAGCAUGGUCUUGUUAAUAUCACACAGCCCAUGUAAUACAAUAGAUUUAAUAACAUUGCCAAGUUAGUUUUUUUUUAUAACAUUGUUAUGAAGGUAAUAUAGUUUUGUGUAUAUCACAUAACCUGUCUUGUAACCAUGGUGUUAAUAAUAAGAUUAUCUCAUGGUAAUAAUAUGUUUCUGUUAAUAUCACAGCCAGCAUGAUAUCAUUGCUUUAAUAACAUUGUUGUCAAAGUAAUAUAAUGCUCUUGUUAAUAUUAAACAGCCCAUGUGAUACCAUAAUUUUAAUAACAUUGUUGUCAAGGUAAUACAAUUAUAUUAAUAUCACACAGACAAUGUGAUAUCAUGGCUUAAAUAACAUUGUUGUUAAGGUAAUAUGAUCUAUAACUUUGUUAAUAUCACACAGCCCACAGGAUAAAAUUAUCACAGCCUAUGAGAUUGUCUUGGCUUUAGUAACAUUGAUAUCAUGGUAGGUUGAUUAGCAGAAUUGACAGAAAGAUGGAGCAGCCAAGUCAACUUAGUCUUUCGUCCUUCCUGGGUUGAUAAAAUAUAAUACCAGUCCAAUACAAAGAGUGGUUUAAUCAACUGUACUCUCCUCUAAAAUAUAUAACCAUGCACCAAGGUUAGACACGGAUAUCAUAGUCUGCAGUAAUAUCCUACUGCCUAGGUAGUGUCAUGAUUUUAGUAAUAUUGUUUUCAUAUUGCAAAGGCAUGGCUUUAUUAAUAUCACAUAGAUAAGCAGUAUCAUGACUGUAUGUGAGUGUGUAAUAUAUAUAUAUAUGUAUGUAUUUAUACGCACAUACAUUAUUGCUAUAAUGCAAACGUGUCGUAAGUCCAAAAUGUUCUUUUUCAGAAAGUUAAAAAAUAGACUUACCCAUUCAUUUCUUUUUACAUUAGCAACAGUUUCAGCUUAACAAUAAUACUUUGUGGGUGCAUAAAAUCGUAACUACAUGCAUGUAUGAUAUUUUCAGACAGAAAUAUUUUUGCAAAACUGUCGUAUGUAGGGCUUACUACACUUUUGAAAAAUGCUAAACUGUUGCACUACACUUAGACAAUAUUCAUCUGAAGCAGCUGGAGAUAUGAUAGUUUGACCAAAAGAACCAGCUAUUUCAAGCAAAAUUAAAUAUUGGAAAAAACACAUUUGGCCAAAUUUGGACAUACGACAGUUUAACAUAAUAGCAACUAAUAUAUGUGUGUGUAUAUAUAUAUAUAUACACACGCACACACACUUGUAUACACACAGAAAUUUCAAAAGUAAAUAGACACCAUUCUUGAAAAACCUAUGUCUAUAAUCAAGAUAAUGUCAUUUUAUGCAUUUAAAUAAUUAAUCUAGUAUUUAGUAGAUAUGUCUUGUGCAGCUAUUUAAUGGUUUAACCCAUUUUGGCAUGGUACUAAUGAGUUGUGUCUGCAGAGAUAAAUCAGUAUAAGGAGGACCAUCUAUUUACUUUUGAGAUGUCUGUAAUUAUGAUUUUAUAUAUAUAUAUAUAUAUAUACUAAGAAGGCAACAUGCACAAAGAGAAGACAACAUGGUAGGGGCAAGUUUUGAUAAAUGUUGUAUUAGUUUCUUGCUGGAAAAAAAAGGAGGAAAGCCCAUGUUGUAUCUGUGUGUGUAUGUGUGUAUAUAUAUAUAUAUAUAUAUAUAUAUAUAUAUAUAUAUAUAUAUCUGUGUAUAUCUGUGUAUAUGUGUGUGUAUAUACGUAUAAUCCAUGAAUAUAAAUUACAUGUAUUAUGUGCGUGUGUGUAUGUAUCUCUAUAUAUGUAUACCCAACAAUGAUGCUAUCCCCAAGCAUAAUUUCAUGGUCAUGGGUGAUACCCUGGGGCUUUAGUAGCAUUCUUGUAUUUUGAUUUUGGUACUACUUUAUGACUUGAUAAUGUUACUCCUAUUGUUAUAUCACAAUCAUCCUAAGAUCACACAGUCAUAGUUAUAUAACAAUGUUGCUAUACUAAAUAAUAUAGUAUUGGUAAUAUUGUAUCUCAGUUGAAAACAUCUUUGAUAAAGCUACACUUCAUCAGUAAAUCAGUGGAAAUAUCAUGUAGUUUGGUUGAUAUUUCAUUGAUUAUGCUACAUAAACUUUGUAAUAACAUACAUUAUUCAUAAUAUCAUAGACUUGUUGAUAUCAUAUACAACUUUGGGAAUAAUGCAGCCUUGCUGAUAUAAAACAGGUCUUAUAAAUUCAUACAGCCCGGUUGAUACAGUGUAAAUAUGGUAAUGUGACUUUAUUAAAUUCUACACAUUCUUUAUGUUACUAUGUUGGUUAUAUCAAAUAACCUUGAUAACAUCACCAACACUGGUCAUAUCACACAGACUUGGAUAAUAAUCCUACAAAUUUUAGUUAUAAUAUCACCAGUUUUGUUGUUUUAAAUCUUUAGAUUUCAAAUUACUUUGUCAAAUGUAAUGCUUAUUUAAUCACAUUGUUUUGAAUUAAUCAUGCAUUAUCUCAUACCUACAAGAUUUCAAUGGUAUGAUUGUUUAUUUUUAGAGUGACAUUGUAGGGUAAGUGUGAGAGGCUGGAUCUGGCUGGUUUGUACAUGACACAAGUAGAAUAUUUGGGUGGGAUGUUGCUGGUUUAAAUGCCAAAUGGUUAAACAGGCCUUUACAAUAUGGUCACAUAAAUAUCCUGUGACCUUAAUAACACCAUGCAAUUUGGCAAUAUGUAUAGUCUUAGUAUUAUCAGAGACUUUGUAGAAUCUUAUGGCCUUCUUAAUAUUAUACAGAUUUGAUAAUUAUUUAUAUCAUUGUCUUGGUAAUGUCACAGCUUUCAGAAAUACCACACAGCUUUGGUAAUAUCACAUAGUUCAGGCAAUAAUUACAUCUUUUUCAUAUCAUUCAGCCUUGGAAAUACUGGAUAUUUGAUAAUAUCAACAUGUUUGUAAUAUGGCAAAAACCUCGUAAUAUUCAUGGCCUUGAUAAUAUCUUGUGGCCUUGGUAAAAUAUUUUGUAGCCUUGACAAAUUAUUUCAUGGACUUCAUAGUUAUAUUCUGUGGUAAUACCGCACAAAUUCAAUAAUGUUUAUUUUGACCAUCUUGACAGUAUCACUCAGUUUUGGUAAAUAAUAGUCUUGGUAAUUUCAAAUAGACCUGGUAAUGCUACUGCUGAUGGUAAUAAUCUUAAUGAUGGAAAUAAUAUUAUCACCAUUUUCAUAAUAUGAUACUGCCCUAUUAAUGAUCACAUGGCUUUGAUAAUUAACAUCAUGUAAAUCUGUUAAUAAUAAUCACCCAGCCUUGAUAAUAAUAUAACACAGCCUUGGUAACAAUAUCACAUGGUCUUGGUAACUACAUCACACAGCCUUGGUAAUAAUAUGACACAGUUCUGGCAAUAAUAUCACAUGGCCUUGGUAAUAUCACAUGGCUUUGGUAAUAACCACUUGCCCUUGGUAAUAUCCACAUUACUACAGAGUCUUUGUAAUAAUCACAGGGCCUUGGUAUUAGCCAUAAGGUUAUAUCAAAUCCUAUAAUUUGCAACCUCAAGUAAAUAUUUUUUUUCUUUUCUUUGUUUUUCAAUUAAUCUGUGUUGGCCAAUGUUACUUUUGGAAUUAGAGUAGCAUGCUGCACAUAUUAUUAUUAUUAUUAUUGUAAGGUUGAUUAAUAAUAGCAGAAUUGUUUAAAUGUUGAACUAAAUGCCAUGUUGUGGUGUUGAAGUGUCAUCUCUUCUGAGUCUGAUUCAGAUCUUGCCAAAAUCAAUUUUGGCGGCUAUCCACUGUGGGAGUGGGGGUUGAUUUAGUCAACUGAAGCGGCCCUCCACUUCCCCUUACCCUACAAAUGUGUAGCCUUGUGCCUAUGUAAGAACUCAUCAUCAUCAUCAUUAUUAUUAUUAUUAUUAUUAUUAUUAGAAGGGGGUGAGCUGGCAGAAUUGUUAGCAUUCUGAGCAAAAUGCUUCAUGGCAUUUUGUCCGUCUUUAUGUCCUGAGUUCAAAUUCCACUGAGGUUCAUUUUGUCUUUCAUCCUUUCAGGGUCGAUGAAAUAAAUACCAGUUGAGCACUGGGGUUGAUGUAAUCGACUAAUUCCCUCCCUUAAAAUUUCAAGCCUUGUACCUAUUGUAAAAAGGAUUAUUAUUAUUAUUAGUAGUAGUAGUAGUAGUAGUAAUAGUAGUAGUAUUAAGGCACCAAGCUGGCAGAAUCAUUAGCAUGCCAGACAAAUCACUUAGUGAGCAUUACUUCUGGCUUUACAUUCUCAGUUCAAAUGCCACCAAGGUCAGCUUUGCCUUUCGUCCUUUCAGGGUCAAUAUAAUCAGUUUGCACCCCCUCCCCCAUUCUUCCUCUCAAAAUUGCUGGCCUUGUGCCAAAACGAGAAAGAUCUAUUAUUUGUAAUUGUUCAUGUAAUUUUGCCAAGGUUGACUUUGCCUUUCAUCUUUCCAAUGUGGGGAAUGAGGAACUCAAUAAAUAAAGUAUCAGUUAAGCACUAGAGUCGAUUCAAUCGACUAACAUCUCCCCUCAAAUUUCGGGCCUUGUACCUAUAUAAGAAACCAUUAUCAUCAUCAUCAUCAUCAUCAUUAUUGCACAAUACAUAAUAUUGGCUUUGUAGAACAGUUCAUAGAACAUAGGGUAUUUUUUGCAAAAAAUAAUACUAAUAAUAAUAAUUGUGGGAAAAAAUUGUUGUUUUCUAGUGUUGAUUCUUCUUAUUAUUAUUAUGACUUUCUGAUUACUAAUACUUGGUUUUAAUUUUGUAUUUUGUUUGUUGGAUUUUCAUUAUUGCAGUAUCAUCUACAUACACACACACAUAUAUAUAUAUAUUUACACACACAUUUUCAGCUCUUUAUGUAUACACAGAACUUUUUAUUCAUGACCAAUUCUUAUUUCCUUCAGCUCCCAUCUCUUUUCUUUUACUUCAUGAACCAAUCCCUUUCCUAGCUGGUUGGUUGGUACUGUUGACUCUUCUCACUCAUUUAUAUCUUGCUUCCAACUCUACAAGAACAGAGAAAUCACACAUGAAGAAAGGUAUGGAAAUUACUAAGAAACAUUACCUGGAAUUCGGUAUAGCUGAAUUUCAAAUGGAACACUGCUACUGUUAUUGUUAUUGUCGCUGCAGCUGCUACUACUACUACUACUACUACUACUACUACUACUACUACUACUACUACUACUACAAAUAAUAAUGAUAAUAAUAACAAGAUGCAACACCAGCACUAAUGCAACAAAAAACUCAAGCCAAGCCUCACAACAAAGCAAACUGAUGCAAUACAGUAAUGGGAAGAGUGUACUCCACCAACAAAAACAAGGACACACAAUGCCGCAUACAUCUCAGGAACAUGGAGGUGUACCAGGUGAUGCAGUAGAAAUUUGCCUGAAACUAUUGAAUGAUAAUGAUGGAAUCUCCCAUCAAAGAUAACAUGUGAGUGGUCAGAUUUUGCUGAAUGACCUGCCCAAAUGAUUUGUUUAUAGUGAUAAAAUGUAUGUGCUGUACACAUUAGCUCACUCCCUCCAUCAAUCAAUAUUGCCUGUACAGAUGCACAAGUGUGCCACAUGUCAGAUGUCGAAAUGAUUACAGAGCAGCAUGAAAUGAAGUGUUUUGCACUGUCCGGUCUGGGAAUCUAACCCACAAUCUAGUGAUUGUGAAUGAAGCACCCUAGGUACUUUCACAAAACUUUGUGCAUCAAAUAGGAAUAAUAAUAAUAAUAAUAAGUAACUUUUUGUUCAACCAUUUCAUUUAAAGAUCUUCAUUUGUAUAAUAAAUAAAAUGUCCACAUAGGUCCAAAAAAAUACAAAGGACGGAGUUAGUAGGGACCAAGUGGAUGUAAUAGUGACUGAUGUGGUCAUUGUGGAUGUUGCCAAGGACAUGUGAUAAAGCAGCAGUUCCUAAUUUGGGUUUGUAGUUGGGGUUCCUGAACUUGUUGAGUAAACAGGCUUUUCAAAAAACCUGAAGGGUAUACCUUUUACUUGUUUCAGUCAUUAGAUUGUGUCCAUGCUGGAGCACCACCUUGAAGAAUUUGUUAGUCAAAUGAAUCAACCCCAAUACUUACUUUUUUUAAGUUUGAUACUUAUUAUAUCAAUCUCUUUUGCUGAAGCACUAAGUUAUGGGAGUGUAAAUGCACACACACACACACACACACACAGAGGUUUCUUUCAGUUUCUGUCUACUAAAUCCACUAUAGUAGAAGACACUUGCCAAGGUGCCAUGCAGUGGGGCAGAAUCUGCAACCAUGCAGUUGGGAAUUGAGCCUCUUAAGACACGACCAUAUCAGCACCUUUAGGAAAAUAAAUUUAAAUAAGUGAAUUCCUUGGUUGUAAAACCAUUUCAAUGGUAAAAGUUAAGUGGCUGUAAUAGUUGAUUAGUGACUGAGCAGUUGAUGGUUCAUUCAUACCCUAUCCACAACACUGCAAUAUAUUUGUCCUUGAUCAGGUCACUUAAGCUCUCAAAUGUCCCAGCUCAACUUGCUGUAAUUAACUUCAGCAAUAGAGGAACAGCAAAAAGUGGCCAACAAACUGGCAAAAUCAUACUGGGCAAAAUGCUUAGUGGCAUUUGGCCCAUCUUUAUGUUCUGAGUUCAAAUUCCACCGAGGUUGACUUUUCCUUUCAUCCAUUCACAGUUGAUGAAAUAUGGGUCAAUUUAAUCAACUAACCCAUCUUCUAAACUUACUGGCUUUGUAUGAAACUUUGAAACCAAUAUAGGAACAAUUUGCUACUCCAAGAAGUAGUACUGUCAACUCGACGAAUGAUUUAUUAAUUUGCAGUGCCAAGUUCAGUUCCUCUUGUGGGAAAAAGCUACCUGCGAAUAAACCAGUUUUAUCCUGGGAAAUUUUUAUCUCUCAUCCAAUCAGCACAAUGGAAACCAAAGUUAAACCCUCACAAUCAUAUGAAUCUUCAUGGUUCAGAAGAUUAACUUUGAUUCUAGCUUGAAGUUCUCAAUUUCCAAAAGAUGAUACAGACAUGAGAACUCACACACACAUACUCUCAAGUUUUUUAAAAAUUUUAUUGUUUUCUUUUCCUAAAUCAAUGUUCUGGACUCUUGCACUAGGAUUAACUUCUGUUUUUACUUUUAAUGUCAAAUUAGAAUAGGAAUGGUUACAGUCAUGACUUUUUUGCUUGAGCCUCUGAGGCUGGUGAAAUGAAGAGAGGAAGAUAUCAUUUGAAUCAUUCAUGGCAUAAAAAUGACAACAAAAAUUUAAAACAAAGUCCAUUUGGAUCCAUAAUGACUUUGACCUUUAUCAUUCUGGUUUAUAAAGUUUGUGUGUCCGUGUAUGGUAUGUAUACAUACAUACAUAUAAAUAAAUAUAUAAUAUAAUAUAAUUAUAUAUAUCUAUACACAUAUGAAAAUAUUUUUUUAUUGGCUUCUGCCAUGCUAGCUUUGUAUUUGUUCCCUCCAGAGUCUAUAAAAAGAGUACCAAUAUAUAUAAUAUAUAUUUCAUUGUGUUUAUAAUGAACGAGAUAAAAAUAAUCAAUACAUGUUGAGCAUAGCUAUUAAAUUUACUUGAUUCAUAUCUUUUACUUCAUUAUUUGAAGUUUCUUCAGGUAGAAAAGUCUUCAUGCUUCCCAACUUCAUAAUUUCAGAAGUCUCAUGUGUGAUUGUGUAGUUAAAAAGUUUGCUUCCCAACCCUGUGAUUUUAGGUUCAGUCCCUCUGUGUGACACCUUGAGGAUGUGUCUUCUAUAGCUCCUGGCUAACCAAAGCCUUGUUAAUAGAUUUGGUGAAUGGAAAUCAUGUAUGUGUGUAUGUAUGUAUAUAUAUAUGCAUGUAUCUAUGUGAAGGUGCAUGGCUCAGUGGUUAGAGUGUUGAGCUUAUGAUUGUGAGGUUGUUAGUUCGAUUCCCGGACCAGGCUGCAUGUUGUGUUCUUGAGCAAGACACUUUAUUUCAUGUUGCUCCAGUCAGCUGUAGAAAUGAGUUGCGACAUCACUGGUGCCAAGCUGUAUUGGCCGUAUGCAUGGGCGACUGCUGGCCUUCCACAAACAACCUUGCCCGGACUUGUGCCUCGGAGGGUAACUUUCUAGGUGCAAUCCCAUGGUCAUUCAUGACCAAAGGGGGUCUUCUCCUAUCUACAUGUGUGGUUUUGUCUACAUUUGUUCUUGCUUCUAUGAACACUGUGACUUUUAAGCAGUGUUGUCACACCUGUUAAAUCCUUUAUUUGUUUUGUGCCAUGUAGAACAUCAGACCUCUUACUUUAAAAACAGGUAUGGCUUAUUAGCAUCAGGGAAAAUAUUCAUCUAACCCAUGUCAAUAAUGAAAAAUACACAUAAAAAUGAAUGAAUACACAUAAUAUACAUUGUAUACCAAUAAUGAAAUAGUAAUGAUAAGCAUACUUGAUGGAAUGAAUAAAUGACUGUACAUAUUACUUAUAUUUCAUUACAUUCUGACUACUAAUUCCUCCAAUACCAUCUAUGCUUAUUAUUGUUCUUUAGUAUCAGUUAAGUACUAAGGUUCAUUAAAUUGACUACACUUUCCUCACUAAAAUUUGUGGACUUGUACCAAUGUAAGAAAAGAUUAUAAAUGUCAUAAAGACAGUGGUAGCCAUUGACACAGUGGAAUAUAUUCUAAACAUAUCAGAGUCUUAAGUUUCUGUUCUCUUGGUCAUGAGUUUUAAACCUGCUGGAGUAGAAUUUACUUGUUGUUCUCUCCAGGUUUUAUCAUAUGAGUAGCAGUAAUAUCCUAAGUCAGAAUUGUUUAUGCAUACGUUGUACAAAAAUUAUUUUAUGCCUCAGUAAGAGAGUGGCACUUAUAUGGAGUCAUAUAUUCUUUUAUAUGUUUCAGUCCAAAGGCUGUAGCCAUGCUAGAGUCCUGCUUGUAAAAAUGAUGAACAUACUUAACCCAUUACCUCCCAUAAUUCUAUUAAGUGGAAUUUUUUUUUUAUUAAACUUUGAUUUCUAGCAUAAAACAGCCUUAGAAACACGCUGGAAUGAUCAAAAUAACAUUUUAAAUAGAAAUAAGUGAGAUACUGGGUGAAAAGUUAGCAAACCUUAUUUGAAUAUCAGAGAAAUAUACCUAGUAGAUAUAGCAAAAAGGUUAGAUAUGUGUAAAUAUUGACAGAUAAUUACGAAAUUUGUAAUUUUUAAGUGAUCUCAUAUGAGAUCACUGGUAGGUAAUGGGUUAAUAGAUUUUCGAAUCUUAUUGGAUUAUCAUCAGAAACCUCUACAUCCAUUUGACUAAUAUAGUCACAACAAUUGUGUAUAUCAUUGGUGGUUAGUCUAUGGCACAUGAGGCACUAGGUGGUAUUCACAGAGAUUAUAUAAACAUACGAUGAUGAAAGGAAAGUGCAAAAAAUUAAAGUUAAAAGAGAUGAAGGUAUUUCUGUGUGGUUAAGAUGUUUGACUGGCAGCCAUAGGAUUUUGGGAGCAGGAUGUGAUCUCACUAUAUGACAUUUUGAGCAAGUGACUUUUAUUGUAUCUUUGGGUUGACCAAUGUCUUGUGAAUGCAAUUUUGUAGACUAAAACUGUAAGGAAGCUUGCUACAUACACAUGUAUUUGUGUGUAUGUAUAUAUGUAUGUAUGUGUAUAUAUGUAUAUGGUAGAAUCAUUAGCAUGCUGGAUGAAAUGUUCAGUGGGUUUUCAUCUGUCUUUAUGUUCUGAGUUCAAGUCCCACUAAGGUUGGCUUUGCUUUUCAUCCUUUUGGAGUCAAUAAGAUAAAUGCCAAUUGAGCACUGGGGUCAAUGUAAUCAACUUAACUACUCAUGAGUAAGAGGAUAAAAACUGCACCCCUUCUGUCAAGCCAUGUUGAGCUAACGUGGCAGAGUAGGCUCAAACCAGCAUGAUCUCAAGCUCAAAUUCACAGCCUCCAUAUCAAACUAGUUGGUGGAGAGAACAUGCCAAGGCCCUUGUCCUACACUGGACUGAACAUAGGCAAUCCAGUCCACACACACACACACACACACACACACACACACACACACUCACAUAUUUAUAUACAUAAGUGUGUUUGUCUCACCAUGUCUUUGCCUUAACACUUUUUGAGUAGUGGUAACAUUUAUAUCUCUCAGAAUCAAAAUGUCUCGCAGCUCAAUGGUUCAGCUUGCAAAGUAGAAUAGAGUAACUUACUUGAAAAUAAUGGUUGGUAACAGGAAGAGCAUCCAGCUAUCGAGUAUUGCCUAAUAAAAUAUAUCAGAUUUUCCAUGUCCACAUGAAAAAGCUGAUAUAAAAUUGAUGGCAGUGAUUUCACUAAGGCUGCCAAUGUCAUUGAUAAAUUUCCAAGAAGUGUGAAACCUUUGAUCAUGACCUAUAACAUAGGCUUGCUGAGUGUCAGGGUGUUUUGUGCUUGGCACUGCAAAAUAAUAGUCAUUAUAUAUUGCUGUUAAGGUGAUGAACUGGCAGAAUCAUUAGCAUGUCAAGUAAAAUACUUAAUGGCAUUUUGUCCAUCUUUACAUUUCAUUCUUUCAGGGUUGGUAAAUUAAGUACCAGUGAAACAUUGGGGUUGAUGUAAUCAACUAGUCCCCUCCACAAAAAUUUCAGGCCUUGUACCUUUAGUAGAAAUGAUUAUAUAUUGCUGUUGUCUAUUUACAUCCAGUGAGAAUUUUGUGUUGGUUCAUAGGCAAGAAUGCUUUGUUUAUUAAAAUUAAUUGGGAUGCAGCCAUUUUGGGCACUGCUUUGGAGGGUUUUAAUUAAACAGAUUGAUCCCUGCCCCCCUUUUUUUAAAGCUUAUCUCUUAUGCCAAACUGCUAAAUUAUAGGGGUGUAAACAAACCAACAGAGGUUGUCAAGCAGUGGUAGUGAACUAAAGACACAUAUAUGAUGGGCUUGUAGUUUAAUAUCUGCCAAAUCCACUCAUAAGUGUCUUCUAUUAUAGCCAGGGUCUAUUGUAGUAGACACUUGCCCAAUGUGCCAUGCAGUGGUACUGAAUCAGGACCCAUGAGAUUAGGAAUCAAACUUCUUACUACACAGCCACUCCUGCCUCUAUAUAAACUAAUGUUUCUCUAAACAGUUACCCAACGCUCUAUAAAUUUGGUUUCUUCUGAGAGAGAGGGGAAGAGUCAAUCGAAGAAGUAGCUUAAGGAUAAUGUCACAAAACAGUUGGACAUAAUAAAACAGUGGAGCCUAAGGAAACUACUGAUGUUUUGUUUUGGCAAAAAGUAAUAUAAAUAAUUCAAACAGUGGAAUAUAUUUUUAUACUGUGAAAAACAACCUUUUGUGUUGGAGAGAAAAAUGUCAAAUGAGAUUGAAGGAUAAAUAAAUUAGGUUUAGUAAGAAGGAAGAAGUAACAUGUUGAGGGGAAAAUCAAUGGUCAGAGCAAGGAAUAAAUAAAAGGAACACUAGCAGAUGUUUAAAAACAUUGGUGGGAGGUGGGAACAAAAGAAAUAUAGUUGUAUGUGUACAUGCAUACAGAGAGAAUAAGUGAAAGAUAUACACAUGUACAUAUAUAGAUGCACAUAUAAAAUACCAACUGGCAUAAAUAUAUGUUUAUGUAAAUAUAUUACAAAUAUAUAAGCCCAUCAAUACAGAUAUAUCUUUAGUAAUUAUCUGAUAUGAAUAUAACAACAUGCAGAUACUACAGGCACAUAUGUAUACCUUUGUGCAAAUAUAUAUGUAUGUAUAUACACUCACACAUGCAUACAUAUAUUUGUGUAGCUGCAAACAGUGGAGUUUCCAUGAGAUCACUUGACAUUCCAGAAAUACCAGCCACAUCUCACUUCAAUUAAUCACCAGUGUCUUGAAAAUGGAAGAACUCAUUGAACAACAACAUCUGUACAUGCACAGGUGUAGCAGUAUGCAUCUUUAAUUGUGUUAUCCUUUGGCAACUAAUUUGUUGGUGGUUUUUUUUUUAUGUCCUUGUUACUUAGCAGCUCAGCAGAAAGAUACCAAUGUAAAUAGAAGACUUAAAAAUAAUUAAUACUGGGUUGGUUUGACUGAUUAAAGCUCUUAAGGCAGUGCCCUAGCAUGGUUACAGUCUGAUGACUUAGAAUUAAAAUGCUGUGUGUUUUUGUAUUUUAUAUAUAUAUAUACACACACACACAUAGAUAAGAUAUGUAGUGUUUCAGUUUGGGUCUACUAACUUCAUUGUAUAGUCUACUUUAUUCUGUCCUUAUGUAAAAGAAGUGGAUAAAAUAUUGGAUUACAAGAUUAGCAGUGUUGAAUUGAAAUCAAGUGCAGCCACUGUGUUGUGUAUUUGCAUAGUACACCCAAUUCUACAUUGUUUCAGUUGAUAUAGCUGUCAGAAAUAAGUAGCAGAUUAUCUUUGAAUGUUGCCUGAAAUAGAUCACUGUUUUAUCCAAGGUGAGAUUUAUUGCUAAUCUGUUUCAUGCUAUGAAAUCAGAACCAAAUACCAGACUUAAGAAGACAAUUCCGUGUUCUGAGACUUAGUACUUGAAACAUCUAUUUUCCAUUUUGGAAAAUGGUGGUGGAGAGAUUUAUUGAAGGAAAUUUAUGUUGGUUCUCUUAUGUUUUUAUCACAAACAUGUAAACAUUGUUUAAUAUUAUUUUGUCCUUUUUUUUUUUUUGGUUUUGUUAAAGCUGUAAUUUUUU